UCUUUAGUGUAUAUAUAAAUACCAUCUCACCAUCCUUUUCUUAGUCCUCCCUCUCCUCUUUUACCUUCAUCUGAGAGCUCUUCCUCUCUUUUUUAGAAACUUUUAUAGCUUUCUUUGGUUUCUAUUUUGGGAUUAGCCAAAUGGGUGAAGAAGCUAAACAGGAACAAGCCAAGGCAGAAGAUAAUAAGCCUACUGAAGAAAAGAAAGAAGAGAAGGCAGGGGAGGAGAAGAAAGAAGAGAAGGCAGAAGAGCCAAAGCCACCUGAGCCUUUCGUGUUAUUCGUCGACUUGCAUUGUGUGGGAUGUGCAAAGAAGAUUGAGAGAUCCAUCUUGAGGAUAAGAGGUGUUGAAGGAGUCGCGAUUGAUAUGUUGCAAAACCAAGUGACAAUCAAAGGAGUAGUUGAGCCUCAAGCUAUAUGUACAAAGAUAAUGCAGAAAACCAAGAGAAGAGCACAAGUCCUGUCCCCAUUACCUGCUGCUGAGGGUGAACCUAUACCCGAAGUCAUUAAUUCACAGGUUAGUGGAUUGACAACUGUGGAACUCAAUGUGAACAUGCACUGUGAGGCUUGUGCUGAGCAACUCAAGAGAAAGAUACUCAAAAUGAGAGGAGUAAAAACUGCGACGACUGAGCUGAGCACUGGAAAAGUCACAGCGACUGGCACAAUGGAUGCAAACAGGCUGGUCGAUUAUGUUUACAGACGCACCAAAAAGCAAGCCAAAAUAGUUCCCCAGCCUGAGUCCAAAAAGCCUGAAGCAGAAGCAGAAAAGCCCGAAGAGAAAAAAGAAGCAGAAAAGCUGGCUGAAGAACCGAAUCCAAAAGAGAAGAAGGAAGGAGAAGAGGCUGCAGCCGAGAAAAAAGAAGGCGCUGGCGGCGAGAAGCCACCGGAAGAAGAAAAGAAAGAAGGUGGUGAGAACAAAGAAGAGAAAGGUGGCGGUGAGAACAAUAAAGAAGAGCCAAAUAUUAUUACUGAUGAACAAAGCAUGCAGAGAAUGAUGUAUUAUUAUCAGCCCCUUUAUGUCAUUGAGAGAAUCCCACCUCCACAGCUCUUCUCUGAUGAAAACCCUAAUGCUUGUUGCAUUACUUGAUUGAAAAUUCAUGAUCAUCACAAACUUUCAUGAUCAUAUAAUAAUGACUCCCCAAUUGUACUUCUCUGUUCUCUAUGAUAAUACAUAGAAGAAAAAUAUAAUCAUUAUUCUGUA
Camellia sinensis is the source of this 1199-nucleotide messenger RNA. Its product is annotated as Heavy metal transport/detoxification superfamily protein. The record is from RefSeq and is a predicted model, not a curated record. Gene Ontology annotation, molecular function: metal ion binding. Lineage: Eukaryota; Viridiplantae; Streptophyta; Magnoliopsida; Ericales; Theaceae.